Molecule: messenger RNA, 2791 nt
Organism: Thunnus maccoyii (southern bluefin tuna)
Lineage: Eukaryota; Metazoa; Chordata; Actinopteri; Scombriformes; Scombridae
Gene: slc25a39
Product: solute carrier family 25 member 39
Exons: 12
Coding region: 308-1387 (359 amino acids)
Biological process (GO): mitochondrial transmembrane transport
Source: RefSeq, a predicted model, not a curated record
CCACCGCAGAUCUACACAACAUAGGGACCGGUCUCACUCGUCAGUAAGACGAGCCAAGUCAUAUAUAGAUCUGUGAAGUCUGUAUUCUGCGUGUGCGACUUGUCUGCACGUCUGCGACUUACAAACUGCAAGCUCAGUCCAAAAACAUGUUUACUGGUUAUCCACAAUGGAGAAACGGAGGAGGUUGUGGCAUUGUAGAGGAAUUUAACGUUAGCUAAUAAAUGUGGCAACGGAACGUUAGUGUGACUGUGAUGGAUGAAGGCGGAUAUAUUUUACAACGACGCUCGCAGCUAAAGUAGAGGUGGGCAUGAUGGGGGAGCAGGCCGUUAGCGGCGCUGUGGCUGCAAUCUCUCCAGUGCAGCAGAUGCUGGCCUCUGGCACUGGAGCCCUCCUCACAUCUAUUUUUGUCACACCGCUGGAUGUUGUGAAGAUCAGGCUGCAGGCUCAGCAGACGCCGUUCCACCAAGCUUUAGCUCCUGAAUCUGCUCCAUGGGGUGGUGUCAUCCGCCCUUCCAAGUGGAAGUGUUUCCUGUAUUGUAAUGGGCUGAUGGAUCACAUCUACGUGUGUCAGAAUGGAACCAGCUGCACCAGCUGGUACAAAACACCGACACAUUUCAGCGGGACUCUGGAUGCUUUUGUGAAAAUCACUCGUCAUGAAGGGCUCAGGUCUUUGUGGAGUGGGCUCCCACCGACACUGGUUAUGGCGGUACCUGCCACUGUCAUCUACUUCACCUGCUACGACCAGCUGCGGGACUUCCUAAGAUGUGGUCUGGGUUUCCAGGGCAUCCAUAUACCCCUUGUUGCCGGGGGUCUUGCCAGACUGGGGGCUGUGACAGUGAUCAGCCCUCUGGAGCUGGUGAGGACGAAGAUGCAGUCGCGUCGGCUGUCCUACAGCGAGCUGGCGGUGUGUAUCCGCUCUGCUGUGGCCCAGGACGGCCUGCUGUCACUGUGGAGGGGCUGGGGACCCACCGUUCUCAGAGACGUUCCCUUCUCUGCCCUGUACUGGUUUAACUAUGAACUGGUGAAGGCUCAGCUCUGUGAACAAGCCCGAAGGCCUCAAGCCAACUUCUCCAUCAGCUUUACAGCAGGCGCCAUCUCUGGAGCUAUCGCUGCAAUCCUGACGCUGCCUUUUGACGUGGUGAAGACUCGCAGGCAGAUUCAACUGGGAGAGAUGGACACUCUGGGAGUUCCCUUAAGGAGAACCACAUCCACAUGGCACAUAAUGAAAGAAAUUCGGACUGAACUGGGCUACAGGGGCCUUUUUGCAGGUUUCAUGCCCAGGGUGAUCAAAGUGGCCCCAGCCUGUGCUGUUAUGAUCAGCACCUAUGAGUUUGGAAAGACCUUCUUCCAGAAGAUGAACCUUGAUCGAGAGCGACUGGCAUCCUGAAGGGUUGUCGGCGUGGCGCUGGGUGUUGCUCAGUAGGAGAAAAGAGUUCAUGGCAACACACAGAUGCAGACUUUAAUACCAGGACAGUUGGGACAAGGUCUUCUCAAACCGAGUCUUGAGGAAGAGGAUUUGUUUUUUUUUGUUGUUUUUUAUUUUAAAGUGAAGAAGAGGAUUCCGCACAUUUCUGGGAUGCUGCGCCCUGCAAGUCCACUCUCUUGAAAUGUUACUGUGGUUAAGACUUGAGACACAACUUGAUCCUCGAACACAAUGUGGAGUUUGACUAACGGACGUGGAAAUCUUUAAGGAGAAUGUUUUUUGGAUGAGCAAAGGAAGGGACUUGUACCAAACUCCAAGGACACGGAUCACACCUCUGUGCACAUUCUCAAAAAUACAGUAAUAAUAAGUCCUGUGAUAAUUCAAUGAUUCUCUCUUACCUGGAAAUUUCACAUGUUCAAUACCCACUACAGUUAAUUGUUUAUGAUGAAGACGCUGACAAGGCUGUUGUCAUCUGAACCUCUGAAUACGUUAAAAUGACAUAACUUGAUCUAUGCAGGACUGAGGUGUAAGGAGUAAUGCUUAAUGGGAAAAUAUAAAAACACUGCAUCGGUAAUAUAGCACAAGUUUUAGGAAAAUGUUCUCAUUCUCAUACUUUGUAUUGCCUGACAAACUGCAUGGAGCGUACAGCUUAAUUCAAGACAGAAUCUAAAUAAGCUGGGUCACCCUGCAUUAGCAUUACUGCAUUACUCUGCAUUCCUGUAGCAGUAAAGUAUUGAAGUUUUGACUUUCAUCUACUAAGUAGAUGACUGACAAAUCUGUUUUGUAUGUGGGAUAAGUUCGACCAUUGGUAGCACUUUACAUUUACAACACAAGAGAUGUGAAAUGAAAUCAUAAAAGUUAACUACAGGUUGUUAUGUUUGUUGAAUGUACGCCUCUUUUCUGUUCUCACAAUUGGAGGAAAGCCAUAGUAUUUGACACAGAAGGCCUGGUUAUAAUGAGUGAACAUGCACUUAAUUUCGUCAAACGAAAUUAAUGCAAGCCUUCUUGGAAUUUUAUGUCGAUGCAUGGAUUUAGCAGUUUAUGCUAUGAUUAUAUUACAAAGAGCAACAAUGUUCAACAUCUGUGAAAACCUCCACAACCAGCUUCACAAAUAUCACACACAAAUGUUCUGAAAAUUUGCCAAGGUAUGGUGGUGCGAAAAAGAAAAAAACAAAAGGCUUUCCAAACUUCCCUGCGUGGCAUUGUGGCGUUAAAUUACUUUUGAAUUUCUUGCCUGCAGUGGAGACAUUAUCAGAACUUGUUACAACACUGGAUCAUAAAACAAUAUUGCUGCCUUAACCAAAAAAGGUAGAAUGUUUCCGUUGUUUUUUUAUGAAUUAAAUGAUAAUAAACUAUAAGACAGCUCCA